GGGGCGACCUGACGGUGUUGCGGAAGCAGGUACCGAAAGCUUUUUGCGGCAUGGUGGACGUUUUCAAGCCUCGGCUGACUACAGGUGCGAGGGCUCCGAGAGACCGUUACCCGCGCGGGUGAGGGGAAGCUCCUGGGGCGCCGUGCCCGUAAUGAGCCGCCCGUUAGCCUUGGGAGCCACCCAGCCUUCGCUUCCGAGCGCUGCUAUACCCAGAAUUCCAGGCUUCCAUGCGCGGGAGUUGUAGAACUCCGGGCCGCGGUCGUUCGGAGAUGUCCGGAAGGCGAGCGGUCUUGUUGCCGCUGCUCGUGACCGGGGCCUUACUCGCCGUGCUGCUAGAGCCCAGCCGGUGCCAGGAGCCUGAAACUCCGGAUUGGAGGAUGACAUUGAAGACGAUCAGAAACGGUGUUCAUAAGAUCGAUACUUAUCUAAACGCUGCUCUGGAUCUCCUGGGAGGAGAAGAUGGACUCUGUCAGUAUAAAUGCAGUGAUGGAUACAAACCUUUACCUCGCUAUGACUAUAAGCCUUCACCACCCAAUGGAUGUGGUUCUCCACUCUUUGGAGUUCAUUUUGACAUUGGCAUUCCUUCAAUGACAAAAUGCUGCAAUCAACAUGACAGAUGUUACGAUACCUGUGGUAACAAAAAACAUGAUUGUGAUGAGCAGUUUCAAUAUUGCUUUUCAAAGAUCUGCAGAGAUGUACAGAAGACAUUAGGAAUAGCUGAGUCUGUACAAGCUUGUGAAUCUACAGUACAACUAGUGUUUGAUGCAGUCAUACAUCUCGGAUGCAAGCCAUACCUGGACAGUCAGAGAGCUGCAUGUAUGUGCCAGUAUGAAGCUAACAGAGACCUGUAACAAGAUUUUUCUGACAUGAUAGAGCCCUUUAUUGUUACAAAGCUGUCCUAAGGAUACAGUGAACAUGCAAAUAGACUGUCUACUCGCCAGAAGACAUUAAUCUGUAUAUUUUUAUGUAGCACUUCUUUCAUCAGCAAUCUUAAACUUAUAAGGAUCUGGGGCACCUCUUUUAGAGACGAAAAGGAUAUUUUGGCAACUGCCUUAAGUAGAUAGGAUUGUCAAUGAAUUCUGCUCUAAACUGAAGGUCCUGAAGACGGCAUAGGAUAAAGUUUUUUUUUUAAAAAGGUCAAUCCUUGGGGUCACAAUGAAUCAAUAUCUCUUUUGAUUUUUCUUAUAGAAGAAAAGUACCCACAAAGGCAAAAACCAAAUAUCUGAAAGACUUUAAAAAUAUGACUGUCAUCAUUCAGUUAUUUGUAUAUUGACAUUGUAUGAUGUAUGUAAUAUUUGUCCCUACCACAAAAUAGCUGUUUUCCAGUUGUCCAAGGGUAUUGUAAUUCUGUGAAAACAAUGUAUAGUUUGUUAACUAUUUAAAAAAUGUUCAUUGAAGAGAAAUAUCCUAUCAUGAAUUGAAAAAGGAAAAAAUGGUUGAUACAAAGAUAUUUGUCCAUUAUUGUGUAUGCUGUUUAAAUAUUACAUCCCUUUUAUUCUGGAAUAUCUCAAAAUUUAAUUUUAAGACUAAUUUAAUCAUUCUUUCUUAUGGCUAGGAAUCACCUUAACUGUGCAGGGAUUCUUUCAUGGGUUUUCAUAAUUUCAUUCUUUUUUUACAUCACAGUUUUAUAUAGUCUCAUUCUUAAUGUUUCUAUGAAUAAUCUCUAUUGAAGGAAAUUCUGCCUCAGGUAUAAAAAACUAUAAAAUCUGCUGAAUUACUUGGUAUUACUUGAAAAGUGGUUUUUGAUGCAAUUUCUUCUAGUGCCUUUAUUAAUGAAAUUGACAUUUUAAAAGUUGUGAAAUAAAAUUAUCUGC
Molecule: messenger RNA, 1814 nt
Organism: Pseudonaja textilis
Lineage: Eukaryota; Metazoa; Chordata; Lepidosauria; Squamata; Elapidae
Gene: PLA2G12A
Product: phospholipase A2 group XIIA
Biological process (GO): lipid catabolic process; arachidonate secretion; phospholipid metabolic process
Cellular component (GO): extracellular region
Molecular function (GO): calcium ion binding; A2-type glycerophospholipase activity
Source: RefSeq, a predicted model, not a curated record